AUGGAACGCUCCUCCUCCUUCCGUCGCCAUCGUCGCGAUAAGAGCGACCGCGACCGCGACCGCGACGGCGACGCUCCCCAGAGGCAGCAGCAGCAACAGCCGCACCCGCCGCACCCGCCCCCCAAGAAACCACCACCUCCCCCCAUGCGCCAGCUCCGCCCUCCGCCCUCUCACCUCCGCACCGAUGAUGCCAAACACACCCAGCUCUCGCCUCAAUCGGAUAAGGUUCGCAGGGCGAAAUAUAGCCCGGGUAAUAAUGAUAAUGACAGGACCGCGCUUGGGCACAAGCGCGCAGACACGGCGCCCACCACCCUGCCCACGCUGGCCAAACUCAGCGUCGACGACAGUCCCACCGCCCGGCACUUCACCGUCACCAAUGUCGGCGCAGGCGGUACCCUAUACCUCAAGCCCACGCGCAUGCCCGUGCCCAAUCUGAGCUAUGCGCCCGCAACCCCCUCAGCUACAUCCGACGGCUCCUCCGUCAGGUCUAGUAGACCUUUGCUGCGCGAGAGCGACCUGUCGGGCACCUGGACUCUGCGCCCACAGCCCAAGCGAGCGCGAAGCUCCGACUCUGCCAUGGCUGGAGUCUCGGUGCCGCCACUGAGUCUGGCAAAUGCCCACAAUCGUCGGAGAACACGUUCCCACUCCACCUCCACCGUGAGCGACCGCCUCCGGGCAACGCAGUACGAUGCCGACGAGUUCCACCUUCACCCCGACGAGAGCAUGUCAUCACAGCCCCGGCGCAGGAGCUCUGCCGACUUGCCCGUGGGAGGCCUCUCGGACGUGUGUAUUCCCCAUUACCGCUUGGGCACGCCUCGUUUCAGCGAUCGCGGGACCGCGUACCUUCACUACUCCAUGUACACCAACUCGACCGGCGGCGUGCCCUCCUCCGUGCUGUCUCGCGCCGACCUCGACAAGAUCUUCCCCGUGCCUCCAGGUCGAGGCGUGAGCAGCUUCUACUCCCACAUGUCCACCACAGCACCCUAUCUACAUCCAUCCAGCGCGUACAGCCUGACCCCAGCCCGCACGCCGGUGGCAUCAAAACCUCCAUCCCGACCGACAACCGAGGAGAUCGUACUCAUCACUCCAGCUCUUUUCGACAAGCUCGAGGCGAAUCUCGACGACCAGACCGUGGUGCAUUAUCACCCCGCGACCGGCCGAAUUGUGGCAGCAACUCCCGCUCGAUUGAUUGCGCAGAUUACCUCCCCUCAAUGUCUAGACUACGAGCUGCUAGCAGACUUCUUCCUCACCUACCGCUGCUUUAUGCCGUGUCUCGACGUUCUGGACUUCCUCUUCGCGCGCAUGCGCUGGGCUAUGAAAGGCGGCAAUGAUGCUGGUCGUAUCGCCAGAGUGCGAACUUUCGUCGCUCUGCGCCACUGGAUACUGAACUAUUUCGCGGACGAUUUCAUGGCCGAUUCAUUCUUCCGACAGAGCUUUUGUAACCUGGUCAAUGAGAUGGCAGCUUCUUUGCGACAGCGAGCGGAUGGGGGCGGAGGCGACAUCAACAUCAUCGGGGAGGUGAAAAAGUGUUGGCGGCGAACUUGUGCACUCUAUUACCCGAUCUCCGAUGUCUACGAGACCUCCCCUGACGCAGACAUCUUUCCUGGAGGAGACGAGGAUCAUUCACUUCCGGAAUCUUCGGCUUUCGGUCUGCCCUUGACGAUCCGACCAACGACGAGAAGUCACUCCAUAUUCGAAAUGACCCAAAUUCAACUUCCCGAAAGACCGAAACAGGCUGGCGCAUUGAAUCCAAUUCAGCCGCAGACGGACGGGGUUAGUCAUCGCUCGCCAGUCCUAAGUACUCGCACUACGAGCAUUCCUGCUUCCCCUAUGAGCGAGCAGAGUCUUGAAGUGCUCUCUUGCUCCUUGCCAUUCCUUCGACACCUUCGUCCUAGCGCACGCUCAAGAGGGAAGCUGCAGAAGCAUCAUCCGGAGGCUCCACGUACUGUCGAGACGCCAGAGAUGCUGGGAAGAGCCGAGAAGCCCAAAAGACCAACAAACGCUCACAAGCGAAGUGAGAGCUUUCAAGAUGCUCUACGUGACGAGCGAGCGCCGCUGGCAUCUCCAAACGCGGACAACAUAGAGCUAAAAGACCUGCCGUCUUUCUCUAUCACGGGAGGUCUGGUCCGAGGUAUCUUGCUGCAGCCAUCUGAGCCUAAAGUGGACAGUCAUGUUCCCGUGACUCCAGGUCCACCAGGCCCUGAACUCACCGAAGCUCGUCUGGCUGCAAAUGACGGAUACUUUGCCAAUAAUGCUCAUCACAUCGGUGUCAAGAAGUUUGUUGGCGAAGUCAGAAAAGCUCUUGGUAGUCGGAAGGGCAGUACGUCUCCUUCGCGAAGUGCUGGAUCUUGCAGCGACGGAGAAUCAAUAGGUUCGAGGAAGGGUCAGCGCGCUCCAAGAAGGCCUCAGCCGGACUGGCAGCAGCUGCCUGGACCUUCUAGACUUGAUAUUCUCAGCCUCAGGAUCGAGAAUGCAUACCAGGAUGCCGUUGACCAGACCAAAAAAGCAAGACCAGAUUCUGUGGUGCCUGAACGGCCGAGACCGCCGCAGGAUGGGGGCCAGGCCCGCGAAGGCGCUACAGAAGAGACACAGCCCGAGACGGUGCCCGAAGAGGGUGAACUCGAGGAAGAGAAAGAUAUACCCCGUGGAGAGACACCUAGACCGACGACAGACCAAAGACAAGCUCCCAGUGAGCACGAGUCGGUCGACGUUAUGGAUUUUGGACGUAUGAACAGUCACGUCACGACAGGAAGCCGAUCGAUUGUUAUUGUUGAUGCAACAGGUGCUCCAGAAAUACCUGCCAUGUCUCGCGCAAUGCCUUCAUUCAGCUCCAUGUCGAGCGAGAUGAUGCCGUUACCGCUGCUCCGCGAUAGAAACGAACAUCCGCCAGUCCCUCCAAUUCCAAAAGAUUACGAAGGGAACCCGCGGCUACCAUCGCAAGGCGAUCCUCACCAGGAUAUGCGAUCUUCCGACGAGCGCAUGCACGAUCUGUUGACGCAAUCACAAGCGUGGGAAAUCCCCUACAAAGGACAGCGAGCUGAUAGCCUCGCUAAAUCUCAGAAGUCAUUAUCGAAGCUUCACGGGCUUUCGUCUUUCGGCCUUAGGUCUACUACUUUCGAAAUGCCACCAAUACAUCCUCAACUUCGUCGAAGGCCAGGUGGCGAUCUGAAGGCGAACGAGCAUGUCCAUGAGCUUUACCCUGAACGAGUAUCGGCGAGGCCUAAGCCGCCGCACAGAUCCGUUUCUGAAGGAACAUUAUCGACGGCGGUAUGGUCAUAUGCAACUUCUCUGGCGUCGGCGCAUGAAUCAGUAAAGCCACACAGCGAUCCUGGAAGAAGGAAAUCAGUCUCCCUCAUCCAAAUGCAUUCUUCUCAACCGGUAUUGCGACCUUCAUUUGUGGGAGAAGCCGAUAAACUCAAGGCCUUGCCCGAUCUUGAGUCGGGCGGUGGAGUUGAAGACGCUCUGGCCAAGCUGGAAGGAAAGAUUUCGAGUCCAGCGCAAAGCAAAGGCUCAUCUGCUGGGUCAGACACGGCUUCAGCCCAUGGAUCUGGCCAAGAUUCUGGUGAUGAAGCUGAUCGAAGUGGCGAGGGCGAAUCGCCCUCUCCACCUUUGGAAUCACCGCCCGUGAUGAAGGAAGUGCCAGGUGGUGAAUCGCAGAUGUCUCACCGAUCCCUGCCGUUCAGUCCGUCACCAGGUUUCGGAAGCUCACCUGGGCAGGAAAGCGGCGUCACAGAAACCCAGGGAGCAAGCAUAUACCAGUUGUCGGAAUUCGGCGUGCAGUCCAUGAGUUCCAAUACGGAAUAUCCGCUACAGCCCUUUCCUCGGCAUCUACGGCCCGUGUCAAUGGAUUCUGGCUCAUCGAAUUCCAUCGUUUCUCCGACGGCUAAGUUCACUCGCUUCCCAAUACCGGAUCCAUACAAUCGGAAUGGCGGGGACGAUUCGUCUGGCUCGUUUCCGUACGAACGCAAACCGGAGAGUAUCCCAGACAGCGUCUCCAAUGGUAGAUAUCCCAGCUACCGGCCAGUGACAGGCGAAGGAGGUACUCAUGGCUCGUUUGUUUUGGACGACAACCAGUCUUUGAGUGACAUUUCCACAGACAUUGCAAGCUUUCACGAAGACGGCGUACGAAGCUUUUACUUCGAUGACACUGAGGAGGGUGCACCAGUGCCCAUGAGACCUCGCCAGCCUUUCGUCGCCCCAACUCCUCCGUCGACAGGGGCCACGGAUGUACAGCAAUCUCCCGACCGCCGACGACUUCUUCCCCGAGGCACCCGGGAUCCAGGUCAUACCCUUAAGCAAACCAUCAGUGCUCCUCGGCUCGUACCUCAGCCUGUCAACCAGCCUUACCCAAGAAGGCGCUUCAACGCUCCACGGCAGGGUACAGUGCAGGCGAUUGCCCAGACAUUUCCAGCUCACCUGCCGUUCGUGCUGGCUUUCGAGUCCGAAACCAUCGCUGAGCAAUUAACUAUCAUCGAGAAGGAUGCGCUGGAUGAGGUCGACUGGAAGGACUUGAUCAGUUUGAAUUGGCAACAAUCACCACCCGAUGUUCGCAACUGGGUCGAAUACCUCAACAAGGAGCAUGCAAACGGCAUUGACAUAGUGGUUGCACGCUUCAAUCUUUCGGUGAAGUGGGUCAUGUCCGAGAUUGUUCUCACCGAGGUGCCGAGCGAGCGGGCAAGAGCAAUCACGAAGUACAUUCACAUCGCAGCGCAUUGCCGCCGCCUGCACAACUACGCUUCAAUGUACCAGAUUGUCCUCGCACUUCUAUCAACGGACCUCGCACGCCUGCAGGAGACAUGGUCACUAGUCGCAGGCCGGGAGCGACAGAUGCUGGAACAGAUGGAAACCCUCUGUCGACCGAUCCGGAAUUUCCACAACCUGCGAGCAGAAAUGGAAACGGCAAUGCCUGGGAACGGCAUCAUCCCAUUUAUUGGGCUAUACACCCACGACUUGCUGUUCAACGCUCUCAAGUCACCCAGGAUCAAUUCUCCCACUGCUGGACAGGAACCUUUGGUCAAUUUUGAGCGAUAUCAAACGGCAGCGACGAUUGUCAAGAAUCUCCUGCGGCUGAUUGAGGCAAGCGCCAAGUAUGCUUUCCACCCUGAACCCGAGGCGCUGAGUCGGUGCUUGUGGAUUGCUGCGCUUGAUGAUUAUGAGAUCACGCAGCGAGCGAAGAUGCUUGAACAGAUAUGA
Lecanosticta acicola is the source of this 5193-nucleotide messenger RNA. The record is from the annotation of a GenBank genome assembly. Lineage: Eukaryota; Fungi; Ascomycota; Dothideomycetes; Mycosphaerellales; Mycosphaerellaceae.